Fusarium redolens is the source of this 4389-nucleotide messenger RNA. RefSeq names its product ABC drug exporter AbcA. Lineage: Eukaryota; Fungi; Ascomycota; Sordariomycetes; Hypocreales; Nectriaceae. The record is from RefSeq and is a predicted model, not a curated record. The transcript has 6 exons. Gene Ontology annotation, cellular component: membrane. The coding region runs from base 1 to 4389 and encodes 1462 amino acids. Gene Ontology annotation, biological process: transmembrane transport. Gene Ontology annotation, molecular function: ATP binding; ABC-type transporter activity; ATP hydrolysis activity.
AUGGGCUCGACCAUCAUCCAAGGCGAUGACCGGUUGCCAUCGAAAAGCCUCAGUAGCGAUACCGAGAGAGAAAUCCAGCCCGCCUCUGACCUGCAAAACUCGGAAGUCAAGCAACUCGCUCGCCAGUUCUCACGAGACAGCCUCGAUGACCUCAGAAGCAAGCCCUUGUUUGGAAGCAACGACCCCGACUCUCCGCUCAACCCGUCCGGCAAUAACUUCAAUGCUCGCGCCUGGGCUACUAACCUCGCCCGAGCAGCCGCAGAACAGGGCCAGGGAUUCCGCCAGGUCGGACUGUGCUUCCAAGACGUCAAUGUUUUUGGCUACGGUACACCGGCAGACUUUCAAAAGACUAUGGCCAACAUCUGGCUUGCCGCACCGAGCAUGGUUGUACGGCGUCUUUUGCCAAAGUCCAGCUCUUGGGGACGCAAGCGAGUCAACAUUCUGAACCAGUUCAACGGCAUUAUUCGCGCUGGGGAGAUGUGUGCUGUUCUCGGACCUCCUGGCUCUGGGUGCUCGACUUUUCUCAAGACGAUCUCGGGAGACCGCAAUGGCAUCUACUUGGACGAGAAUUCGUACCUCAACUAUCAGGGUAUCUCGGAUAGGGACAUGCACUCUGCGCACAAAGGAGAUGCCAUAUAUACUGCCGAACAGGAUGUCCAUUUUCCCAUGUUGACGGUCAAUGAGACAUUGACGUUUGCUGCUCGUGCACGUUGCCAGAGGGAGCUUCCAGAGGGAAUCAGUCGUACACAAUACUGCGAUCAUCUUCGAGACGUCGUAAUGGCCAUGUAUGGCAUCAGUCACACCAACAACACCAAAGUAGGGAAUGACUUCGUUCGUGGUGUUUCUGGUGGAGAGCGGAAGCGCGUCAGCAUCGCCGAGGCUACAUUGUCCAAUGCACCCUUCCAAUGCUGGGACAACUCAACCCGCGGUUUAGAUGCAGCCAACGCCGUCGAAUUCUGCAAGACGCUCCGUCUUCAGUCCCAGCUCUUUGGUCAAGCAUGUGUCGUGUCCAUGUACCAGGCCCCCCAAACCGCUUACGAUCUCUUCGACAAGGCCAUGGUCCUCUACGAGGGCCGGCAGAUCUUCUUCGGUCCAGCUUCUGAGGCCAAAGCCUACUUCAUCAACCUCGGUUUCGAGUGUCCCGCCCGUCAGACCACUCCCGACUUCCUCACUUCCAUGACAUUUCCUGCAGAGCGCACCGCACGACCUGGAUGCAAUCCCCCGCGCACACCCGAUGAGUUCGCCGCGGCGUGGCGCUCGAGCAAUGAGUACAAUGCCUUGUGUGCGGAGAUCGAAGAGUACAAGUCCUGUCAUGUCAUCGGCGGCGAGGAUUCGCAGAAGUACCUGGAUCUGAAGCGGGCGCAUCAAGCACGAGGCCAACGUCCCAGCUCCCCCUUCAUCCUGACGUAUUCUCAGCAGGUUCAGCUCUGUAUGUGGCGCGGCUGGAGACGUUUCUGGGCAGACCCGGGCCCGGCGGUCUUCACUAUGGUGGGAAAUGCUGUCAUGGCACUCAUCACUUCGUCUCUGUUCUAUAACCUGCAAGAAACCACUGGCAGCUUUCGUGGUCGAGCAGUCGUUCUUUUCAUGGCGAUUCUCUUCAAUGCGUUUGCGUCGAUUCUCGAAGUCAUGACAUUGUAUGCAGAGCGACCCAUCGUGGAGAAGCAGGCCCGCUAUGCGUUUUAUCGCCCGUCGGCUGAAGCAUACGCUGCUGUCUUGGUUGACCUACCUAUGAAGAUCACAGCGGCUAUUGGUUUCAACCUUGUUUUCUAUUUCAUGACCAAUCUCAACCGACAUCCAGGCAACUUCUUCUUCUAUCUAAUGGUAGUCCUUCUCGUUAUCCUCUCUAUGUCAGGCAUCUUUCGCUUCAUUGGCGCUGUAUCACGCACAGAGACACAGGCUAUGGUACCCGCCUCCAUCAUGAUGCUGGCAUUGCUCAUUGUCACCGGCUUCGUCGUCCCUAUCGGCUAUAUGCCUGCCUGGUGCCGGUGGAUCAACUACCUGAAUCCAGUUGCUUAUGGCUAUGAGUCGCUCAUGGCUAAUGAGUACAGCGGUCGCAACUUUACCUGCUCUUCCUACAUUCCCAGCUACGGUACCCCAGGCACAGAAAAUGUGGCAUGCGAUGCCAUUGGUGCUGUUCCUGGCCAGUUGUCCGUCAAUGGAGACGCUUACAUCAACUCGGCAUACAACUACUUCGCCAGCCACAAAUGGCGCAAUGUGGGCAUCAUCAUCGCCAUGGUCGUCUUCAACCAUAUCGUCUACUUUGUGGCGAGCGACUAUGUCACAGCCAAAAAGUCAAAAGGCGAGGUCAUGAUCUUUCGCAGGGGCUACGUUCCAAAGCUCCACUCCAGGAACCAUGACGUUGAGAGCCCAGCCUCUGGUACAGUUGCUCCGAUACUGAGUCAGCCACGCGACAUGCCCGGCUUUGGGACUGAGAAGGGCUUUCAAGGCUCUACGAGUGUCUUUCACUGGAAGAAUGUCUGCUAUGACAUCAAGAUCAAGAAGAAGCCCCGGCGCAUUCUCGACAACAUCGACGGCUGGGUCAAGCCUGGUACCCUGACGGCCUUGAUGGGAGUCUCAGGCGCUGGAAAGACAACACUUCUUGACUGCUUGGCUGAUCGUCGUGGUGGCGUUGGCGUCUUGACUGGCGAGAUGCUGGUGGAUGGGAAACUCCGCGAUGAGAGUUUUCAGCGCAACACAGGUUACGCACAGCAGCAAGACUUGCACCUCGAAACGAGUACUGUUCGAGAGGCUUUGAACUUCUCCGCCCUUCUUCGACAACCAGACCAUAUCCCCGACACGGAAAAGCUCGACUACGUCAACAGAGUCAUUGAACUCCUCGAUAUGCAAGAGUGGGCUGACGUAGUGGUUGGGGUGCUUGGAGAGGGCCUCAAUGUUGAGCAAAGGAAGCGAUUGACUAUUGGGGUCGAGCUGGCUGCGAAACCCCCUGUCUUGCUUUUCGUUGAUGAGCCUACGUCAGGCCUCGACUCCCAGACCAGUUGGGCCAUUCUGAGUUUACUGGAUAAACUGUCCAAAGCAGGCCAGUCUAUCCUCUGCACUAUCCAUCAGCCUUCGGCUGUGCUGUUUGAGCGAUUCGAUCGUCUUCUGCUGCUUAGUGAAGGGGGCAAGACGGCUUAUUUCGGCGACGUUGGUGAUAAUGCCCAUGCUCUCAUUAGCUAUUUUGAGAGAAAUGGAGCUAUUCCUUGCCCUCCUGGUGCAAACCCAGCCGAAUGGAUGCUCGAGGCCAUAGGCGCCGCCCCUGGUAGUCAUUCAGACAUUGACUGGCACCAGGUCUGGCGUUCAAGCCCCGAGUACGACCAAGUCCAACAGGAAUUGACUCGUCUCCGAUCAGACGGCGAAGCUCGAAGUUCCUCCGAAAAGGCACACGAUCCAACUUCGUACAACGAGUUUGCGACGCCGCUCUGGUACCAGUUCCUCCUGGUGACGCAGCGUGUCUUUCAGCAGACAUGGCGGUCCCCCUCAUACAUCUACUCCAAGCUUCUUCUCUGCAUAGCCUCCAGUCUCUUCAUCGGGCUCGUCUUUAUCAACUCACCCCUGAGUAUCCGCGGGCUGCAGAACCAGAUGUUUGCCAUUUUCGAACUGACCAGUAUCGUAACGCAGCUGGUGAACCAGCAGAUGCCGCAGUUCAUCACGCAACGCUCGCUCUACGAAGUCCGCGAGAGGCCCGCGAAGGUAUAUAGUUGGAAGGUCUUCAUGCUCGCUCAGAUCGUGUCCGAACUUCCAUGGUAUACGCUGGCUUCGCUUCUUAUGUGGACUGCAUUCUACUUCCCCGUUGGAUUCUACUCCAACGCCCAAGAAGCCGGGCAGUCUCACGAGAGGGCCAUAUUGAUGCUGCUCCUCUUCUGGGUCUUCUUUCUAUGGGUAUCUACCUUUGCACAUCUUUGCGUCUCAUUCAAUCCUGGCACAGAGGAGGGCGCCAACACCGCCAGCCUUUUCUUCUUCCUGGCUUUCUUCUUUUGCGGUGUGUUGGCAUCACCGGAUGAAAUGCCAGGCUUCUGGAAAUUUGUCUACUAUGCUUCACCACUGUCGUACUUUGUCUCGGCCACCUUAUCAACAGGACUGGCCAACGUCAACGUGACGUGCGCAAGCAACGAGUUCACCUUCUUCCAUCCGCCCAAGGGCCAGACAUGUGGCGAGUACAUGGGCGAUUACAUCUCUCAAGCUGGGGGAUAUCUUCUGGAUUCACUGUCAACCGAGAGUUGCCACUAUUGCCAGAUCAAGGAGACCAAUAUCUAUCUUGAAGCGGUCAGCUCCAGUUACAGCAUCAGGUGGCGAAACUUCGGCAUUCUGUGGAUAUACGUAGUGUUCAACAUUGUAGCAGCACUGGGAUUGUACUGGCUUGCGAGGAUACCUAAGGGAAAGAAGAAGUAG